Molecule: messenger RNA, 3535 nt
Organism: Acanthisitta chloris (rifleman)
Lineage: Eukaryota; Metazoa; Chordata; Aves; Passeriformes; Acanthisittidae
Gene: JAK1
Product: Janus kinase 1
Exons: 23
Coding region: 25-3438 (1137 amino acids)
Biological process (GO): cytokine-mediated signaling pathway; intracellular signal transduction; hemopoiesis
Cellular component (GO): cytosol; membrane; cytoskeleton
Molecular function (GO): non-membrane spanning protein tyrosine kinase activity; ATP binding; cytokine receptor binding
Source: RefSeq, a predicted model, not a curated record
AAUGUAAAAGAAGAUUGCAAAGCCAUGGCUUUCUGUGCAAAGAUGAGGAGCACAAAGAAGAGUGAAGUAAACCUGGAAGCUCAGCAUCAGGGUUUAGAAAUCCUCUUCUACCUGCAAGACAAAGCCCCAAUUUACUACAGCAGUGGCAAGUUCACCUCAGAGGAGCUGUGCAUCGAAGCUGCCAAGAAGUGCUCUGUGUCUCCUCUGUGCCAUAACCUCUUUGCACUGUAUGACGAGAACAAAAGGCUCUGGUAUGCACCAAACCAGGUGUUUAAGAUAGAUGAAAAAACAUCCUACAGGCUCCAUUAUCGCAUGAGAUUCUACUUCACCAACUGGCAUGGCACCAGUGAGAACGAGCCCUCGGUGUGGAGACACUCCCCGAGGAAGGCUAAGGGCGCCUACGAGAAGAAACUGGCACCAGAAGGAACUCCUAUCCUCGAUGCAAACUCCCUGGAAUACAUCUUUGCCCAGGGUCAGAAUGACUUGGUGAAAGGCCUGGCCCCAAUCCGUGACCCUAAAAAUGAUCAGGAGGUCCAUGAGAUUGAAAAUGAGUGUCUGGGCAUGGCUGUCCUGGCAAUCUCUCACUAUGCCAUCAAUAAGAAUGUGAAGCUUCCAGAGCUUCCCAAGGAUAUCAGUUACAAGCAUUAUAUUCCUGAGACUUUGAACAAGACCAUCAGACAGAGGAAUUUCUUAACCAGGAUUCGAAUAAACAAUGUUUUCAAGCAUUUCCUUAAGGAGUUCAACAACAAAACCAUUUGUGACAGUAGUGUGUCUCCACGGGAUCUGAAAGUUAAGUAUUUAUCCACAAUGGAGACCUUGACUAAAUAUUAUGGAGCAGAAAUUUUUGAGACUUCAUUUUUGCUGAUUUCAUCUGAGAAUGAAGUAAACAGAUUUAAUUGUGGAGACAAUGAGAAAUAUGAGGUUAUUGUCACAGGAAACAAUGGGAUUCAGUGGAGGCUCAAGCCAAAUUCUGUACAGACAGAGAAAGAGAAGAAGAAAAAAUCUGAUGGCAAAGCCAAAAAGGAUGAAGAAAAACACAAACCUCGAGAGAUGUGGAACAAUUUUUCCUAUUUCCCUGAAAUCACCCACAUUGUCAUUAAGGAGUCUACAGUUAGCAUCAACAAGCAGGAUAACAAGAGGAUGGAAUUGAAGCUGUCCUCACACGAUGAGGCCCUGUCCUUCACCUCGCUGAUCGAUGGCUACUUCAGGCUCACAGCAGAUGCUCACCACUACCUGUGCACUGAUGUGGCUCCUCCACUCAUCGAGCACAACAUCAAAAACGGCUGCCAUGGGCCCAUCUGCACGGAAUAUGCCAUCAACAAGCUGCGCCAGGAAGGGAAUGAAGUAGGGAUGUAUGUGCUGAGGUGGAGCUGCACAAACUUCAACCACAUCCUCAUGACAGUGACUUGUUUGGAAGGCUCAGAGGUACUCAAUAACUCAGUCAAGUACAAGAACUUCCAGAUUGAAGUGAAGAAAGAUGAAUACUCUCUGCAUGGCUCAAACAAGUCUUUUGCAUCCUUGAAAGAGCUGAUGGAUCACCUGAAAGGACAAAUCCUUCGGACAGACAACAUCAGCUUCACACUGAAGAGGUGCUGCCAACCCAAACCAAGAGAAAUCUCCAACUUGCUGGUUGCAACCAAGAAGGCCCAGGAAUGGCAGCCUGUGUAUCCCCUGGGGCAGCUGAGCUUCCAUCGGAUCCGCAAGGAAGAGAUCAUCCAGGGUGAACAUCUUGGAAGAGGCACAAGGACACAGAUUUACUCAGGGAUCCUCAACCUCAAAGAUGAUGAGAAUGAAGGCUAUCAGAAUGAAAAAGACAUUAAAGUCCUCCUUAAAGUCCUGGACCCCAGCCACAGAGACAUUUCUUUGGCCUUCUUUGAGACAGCCAGCAUGAUGAGGCAGGUGUCCCACAAGCACAUCGUCCUCCUGCACGGCGUCUGCGUCCGCGACGUGGAGAAUAUCAUGGUUGAAGAGUUUGUUGAGUUUGGGCCUCUGGAUCUGUUCAUGCAUCGGAAAAGUGAAGUCCUGACAACUCCUUGGAAAUUCAAAGUGGCCAAACAACUUGCAAGUGCCCUGAGCUACCUGGAGGACAAGGAUUUGGUCCAUGGAAAUGUGUGUACUAAAAACAUCCUGCUGGCAAGAGAGGGCAUUGACACUGAAUAUGGACCUUUCAUCAAGCUGAGUGACCCUGGAAUACCCAUCACAGUGCUGUCCAGGCAAGAAUGUGUUGAGCGAAUCCCCUGGAUUGCACCUGAGUGUGUGGAAGACUCCAAAAAUCUGAGCAUUGCAGCAGAUAAAUGGAGUUUUGGCACAACCCUGUGGGAAAUCUGCUACAAUGGAGAAAUUCCACUGAAAGACAAGACGUUAGCAGAGAAGGAGAGGUUCUACGAGGGACACUUUGUGCUGGCCACGCCAUCCUGCAAGGAACUGGCUGACCUGAUGAAGCAGUGCAUGAACUAUGACCCCCAUCAGAGGCCUUUCUUCAGGGCCAUCAUGAGGGACAUCAACAAACUGGAGGAGCAAAAUCCUGAUAUAGUCUCAGAGAAGAAGCCUGUUACUGAGGUGGAUCCCACUCUCUUUGAGAAGAGGUUCUUGAAGAGGAUCCGUGAUUUGGGAGAGGGCCAUUUUGGCAAGGUUGAACUCUGCAGAUAUGACCCAGAAGGUGACAACACAGGGGAGCAAGUGGCAGUGAAAUCCCUAAAGCCAGAGAGUGGAGGGAAUCACAUCACUGAGCUCAAGAAGGAAAUAGAAAUCCUGAGGAAUCUUUACCAUGAGAACAUUGUCAAGUACAAGGGGAUUUGCACAGAGGAUGGUGGAAGUGGGAUUAAACUUAUCAUGGAAUUCCUUCCCUCUGGGAGCCUCAAGGAGUAUCUCCCACGGAACAAGAACAAAAUCAAUCUGAAGCAGCUGCUCAGAUAUGCAGUUCAGAUCUGCAAGGGAAUGGACUACUUGGGCUCCUGUCAGUAUGUGCACCGUGACUUGGCAGCCAGGAAUGUCCUUGUGGAGAGUGAGAACAGAGUGAAGAUUGGAGACUUUGGGCUUACCAAAGCCAUUGAGACCGACAAGGAGUACUACACGGUGAAGGACGACCGCGACAGCCCCGUGUUCUGGUAUGCCCCAGAGUGUUUGCUGCAGAGCAAGUUCUACAUUGCCUCAGAUGUCUGGUCCUUUGGGGUGACACUGUACGAACUCCUCACCUACUGUGACUCUGAGUCCAGUCCCAUGGCAGAGUUCCUGAAGAUGAUUGGCCCCACGCAGGGCCAGAUGACAGUGGCACGGCUGGUGCGUGUCCUGCAGGAUGACAAGCGCUUGCCAAGGCCUCCCACCUGCCCCGAGGAGGUGGACCAGCUGAUGAGGAAGUGUUGGAUAUACAAACACGAUGAACGCACAACCUUCCACAACCUGAUCCAAGGAUUUGAAACAAUUAUGAGUAAAAUGUAAUGGAUGAUUUUGGUUUUAUACUGUCAGUACUUUCAAUGUGCAGCAAACUAUAUACAUGCCCCAAGGCUCUUCUUUUUUUUUUAACUACUGUAAUUUG